Molecule: messenger RNA, 2810 nt
Organism: Mus musculus (house mouse)
Lineage: Eukaryota; Metazoa; Chordata; Mammalia; Rodentia; Muridae
Gene: Sft2d3
Product: SFT2 domain containing 3
Exons: 1
Coding region: 666-1304 (212 amino acids)
Biological process (GO): vesicle-mediated transport
Cellular component (GO): cytoplasm; endomembrane system; membrane
Source: RefSeq, marked validated
CUUUUAUUAACUCCACUUUCAAAGGAAAUAGCCUAAACUCUGUAGUGUGAAUUUUUUAAUUGUCUUUUUUUUUUUUUAUGUAUAUGGGUGAUCUGUCUGCAUGUUGUUAAGUGUACCACAUGCGAGGGGGUCAGAUUUCCUGGAACCGUAGUUACGGGUUCUUAGCUGCCCUGUGAGUACUGGGAUCCAAACCUGGGUUCUCUGCAAAAGCAACAAGUGUUUCGACCCACUGAGCCAUCUCUCCAGCUCCUUCAUUAGAAUUGUGAGGUAACCGUAAACAUGUAGAUACUUGUAAAGGGGGUGGGGGAGAGAAGGAAACAGAGAAAAGGAAAGAAAAGUGUUUACCCUUUCCCCCAGAUUCCUCCAUUUAUCACAGUUUUAGCAAUGUUAGACACCUGACAUUGAUAUACGCGUGUCACUAGAUGUCCCUAUGGAUCCUUUUAUUGCUACAGCUGCUCUCGUGUCUUUUAAUGCUGACAAGACUUACUCGGUGACUAAAACACAAAACUCAGGAUCUCGUAGACUACACAACACAGCUGGACAGCCGACUCCACCACUUCCGCCCAGGCCGACCAAUCGCCGCCCGAGGACCCGGCUACUUCCGGUCGCGGGGUUGACAAACCCCGGAAGUGUCAGCCCCGUUUCCAACGCCACUCGGGUCCGAGAUGGCGGAUCUCCACCGCCAGCUGCAAGACUACCUGAAGCAGGGGAAAGCGAGCAGGCCGGCGGCCGCAGAGCCGCUGCUCGGCGCGAAGGCAGCAGAGGAGCCUGAGGCCGGGGCCUGGCUAGGCAGCAGGGUUCUGCGAUGGCCGUGGGCACAGAGCGCUGCCGAGCCGCCACCCGCGGGCUUGCGCUGCCUCCCCAGCGUGACGCGAGGCCAGCGCCUGGUGGCGGGCGGCCUGUGUCUGCUGCUGGCCGCGCUCUGCUUCGGCCUGGCGGCGCUCUACGCGCCGGUGCUGCUGCUGCGCGCGCGCAAGUUCGCGCUCCUCUGGUCGCUGGGCUCGGUGCUGGCGUGGGCGAGCGCGGCGCUGCUGCGGGGCGGCCCGGCGUGCGGCCGCCUGCUACGCGGCGAGGAGACGCCCUCGCGGAGCACGCUUGGCUACGCCGCCGCCUUGGGCGCCACGCUCUACGCCGCGCUGGUCCUGCGCAGUACGGUGCUGACGGCGCUCGGCGCUUGCGCACAGGUAGCCGCGCUGCUCUACGCGUUGAUCGGGCUCCUGCCCUGGGGCGGUGUGACGGCGCUGCGACUGGCGCUCGGUCGCCUAAAUCGCGGGACUGGCCUAGCCAACGCGCUCCCGGUGUGACAGUCCCAGUCUCGAGGAAGAGGAAACCAGCCAGGCUAGGGACACUCCACUGUACCCAGGCCAACAAGGACAAGGCACCAACUGGACUGCGCGGCGGAGUCCGUGCGCUUGAAGCGGAUGUCAAGAACUGAUGCACCGGCGGCUUCAAGAUCCUUUGGCUUCAGUAUUGUGCGGUUCUGGGUCGCAUGGGCCACGAAAAUGUCUGAUUUAACAGUGCGCCUGGAGAUCACUAUCAUGAACUGCUUUUGCACUAAACUGGCUUUACACGGACGUCAGUUUUAGCGAGAAAAAAAAAAAAACGAAUAGCUUUCUGACUUAGCUGCUUUGGAAAGAACUACAUUCUACGUUAAAGAAAUGCAGGGGUAUGUUGGGUUUCAGUUCAGCGGCAGCUUUCCAGACCCUCCUUAUUUCCUAUUCACUGUAAAGCAAUCCAGAUUAUCAGAUUAAACAGUAAAUUUAACCACUGGCUUUAAAAUAGUGAUUAGUUAAUACAUUCUACCUCAGGGGUUUUCUUCAGUUAAGAAGUAAAUAUGGUGCUUUAUAAUAUUUAAGUGUAAAUAUUUACUUGUCAAAGCAAUAUUCUGGACCAAAAAGCCAGAUAUCCAGUAUGAUUGGCAAAAUUUGCAAAGGUUUCUGCAAAAGGAAUCCUGGGAUACAGGACAUUUUGACAUCUGCAGUUACUAUAGUUAUAAAUGACAGGUUUGCCAAGCUUUCAUGAUUCCUAACAUUUGCUGCUUGGUAAAAGUCCUACGUAGUUUGAUAAUGUUGAGUAAAAUGCUUUGCAUACGUAAAGUUCAGCGGGUAGUUUUUAUGGUGCUGGGGAGAAUCAGCACUUGAAUCUAUUGUAAUUUAUUGCCAGAAACACUAUUCAGUAUUGAGCCUGGAUGCCUUAGAAAGUAAAGGGUAUUCAACUUCAAACGUGGCACCAGUGGUUCUCACACUAGACUGGCACAUCAAAAGUACCCAAGAAGCCACAUCCCAUCAGUUCACUUACAAUACUGGUGGAUGGGUCCAGACAUUUUUUAUGUAUAAUAAUAUAUAAGGCAUACAUGUCCAGCUGAGGUUAAGACCCAUAUCUGAGCACUGGCUUGUACAAUGUGAAAGUAAUUGUUUCCCAGGCUGCUCCAAUGUUGCCUUAACAGGUUAGGUCAAACAGUGCCCCAAGAUGUGAUCCUAUACUGGCCAAUAUCCCGACUUCACAGAUUUCCAAGACAACUAGCCCUUAGUAGUCCUUUUGCUAUGCUCUCCUGGCAGUAAAUAGAGCUACCCACCUCUCUCAGGAAAGGAAAUGCUACUUUCAAGUAGUGAUAUGCAUUUUUUGUUAUUAUGUUCAAGAUAUUAAAUUGUUUCCAAUAUUGUCCCAAGAAUUCAUUACUUGAAAAUAUGUUUUAUAAAAUUCUAAACAGUUAUUUUAUAUUUUGACAGUAGUGCUAAAAAUGCUGUAUGUAGAUAUUUAAUGUCUAACGUAGAGGUUCUGUUUAUAAAUGAAUUCAUUCUCAAAACAUG